AUGGCAGUUGGCAUCCGACCCGAACUGACGACAUCGACCAUUCAAAGUACCGUCGCAAAGGGGGCGUGGGCCAGUGAGAUGGAGGUGGAAGGCGGCUGCGCAGAGGCGGCGGUGAUAGGGAACAACGAAGGGUACCGGGUUUGCUCCGAUAAAUUGGCCCAGCUUGCUCCUCCGUCGUCUCAACCUCGUCGCCAGCGACUGCUCCUGACGACCGAUGGCGUCUUCGCCGAGACCGUGCUUCCCAGUCUCGUCCAGAACCCAUACCUCGAACUGCGUCUGAUCACGGAUGAGCCGUUGGCGCUGCUGGCGGGUACAAAUAAGAUCCCGCAUUACAUGGAUACGGUGGAUAGUCAGACGUUCGAUAAGAAGACGGGCGGGAGGAAGUGGCUCAAGGCGAAGACGGCGGAGCUGUGCGAAUGGGCUGAUAUGUUGGUCGUGGCGCCUAUCGAUGCUGGGGCUCUUGGGUCGAUGUUGGCUGGCUUGACCAAUACGUUGACAUUGGCGCUACUGCGCGGCUGGGUCUCGACAAAACCGGUUGUUCUGAUUCCGGGGAUGACCGUGUCUGAAUGGGACCACCCGUUAAGUGCGCGGCAACUCGAGGAGAUCAAGCGCUUCUUCCCGUGGAUUCGAAUCGUGAAGCCCGUACUCUGGAAGUCGAACGGACCAGAGGAGCUGACACCGUUGCCCUGGGGUGGCCUUCAGGAGCUGCAUGAGACCCUCCAGACAGCACUGCAAUUGCCUCAGUGGGGAGAUACUUUGGCCGCUAGUGCUGCACUAGGUGGCGCUGCUGCGCCAGCUAACCCUACCGAUUCCACGAGGAAAGCAUCCGGCGGCGCCAAUGCCCCGACACUUCGACAGCUGCAAGCACAGUGGCCCAAACCGCAGGGGAAUGCACAUUUUUUACCCCUGGAGAUCUGGUUGAAUAUUUUUGAAGACCAGCUGGGGGAUUGGGAAAUUGCCAAAGCCGUGGGCAUCCCAUCCAAUCUACCCGUCCCGCAGGAAUGGCAGAGCCACCUGCUUAAGAUGUCCACGCCAGCCUCCCUUGAAUAUACAAUCCUACGGGGCUCCUUUGCUUCCAUCAAGAAGCGGAUUGAAGCUCUUCCUCGGUGGAAACCCUUAUCCGACCUCGCGUGCCACCUCAUCGUCAAAUUCUCUCGCACCGAUAUCCUUACCUAUCUCACCGAAAACCACCUCGACCUUCUCUGGACAACUUCUCGUCUCACCAACAUCCCCUACCGCGCAUCAGCCAUCUACGGCAACCCCAAAGUCCUGACCUGGUGGCGCGACGCCCCGGCUCUCCCGAACAAGGAGUACAAGGCGGACGCAAUGGACGGCGCAUCCCGAGCUGGGUUCCUGCAUGUUCUAGACUGGUGGCUCCACUCGGGCCUCCCGCUACGAUAUAGCGAACGAGCCCUCGAGGCUGCCAGCGCCGAGGGCCGAGUCGAGGUACUGGACUGGUGGAAAUCCGCGUCGGCAAAUGCACCCGUGCAGCAGUCUCCCCUCCCUCUCAAAGUUGGCAAGUCCGUCUUGCUCGCUGCACAGUCCGGCCGCACCCAGUCCCUCGCCUGGUGGGAUGCAUCGGGCAUUCCAUACAGCCACGCCGAGAACGUCGCCCGCAUCGCCAGCACGCACGGCCACGUCCACGUGCUGGAGUUCUGGUACCAUCUUAAAGGACCCAAGAUGAUCUUUGAUAAUCAGGUGCUCGUGGGCCCAACGAAAAACGGCCACGACCACGUCCUGCAGUGGUGGAAGACCUGCGGGCUGCGCGUCGAGUUCAAGACCUGUGAUAUCGAGGAGGCUCUCGAGGACGCGGACCCGGCCUCCGGCGCUGAGGGCCGUGUGCGUCGCUGGUGGGAGCGGAAUGGGCUGAACCUUGGUGUGGGUACCAGCGAGUGGAUGAAAUCAAAGGUCCUUUGA
Molecule: messenger RNA, 1917 nt
Organism: Penicillium riverlandense
Lineage: Eukaryota; Fungi; Ascomycota; Eurotiomycetes; Eurotiales; Aspergillaceae
Exons: 1
Coding region: 1-1917 (638 amino acids)
Biological process (GO): coenzyme A biosynthetic process
Cellular component (GO): phosphopantothenoylcysteine decarboxylase complex
Molecular function (GO): FMN binding; phosphopantothenoylcysteine decarboxylase activity
Source: RefSeq, a predicted model, not a curated record